AGUAUGCAGGAAAUUCUUUAGUAGAAGAAGACAGCAGUCUGAAGUGGCUAGAUAAAUGCUAGCAAGGUAACACUAAUGCUUGUUCUCUCUGUUGGACGUUGUUCCCUAUUAAUGACUCGACAUGGGCAAGAGAGACAAUCGAGUGGCUUAUAUUAACCCCAUUGCUGCUGCACGAGCCAGAGGGCCAGUACAGAACUCUGGACCGACCAUCCAGGAUUAUUUAAGCAGACCUCGACCAACAUGGGAAGAACUGAAAGAGCAACUGGAGAAGAAGAAAAAGGGCUCUCGAGCUCUGGCUGACUUUGAGGACAAAAUGAACGAGAAAUGGAGGAAAGAGCUAGCAAAAAACAGAGAAAAAAUGCUAGGUGGAAGCGACAAGGACAAAGAAAAGACAAAAAAACAACUGACAAAGAAAAAGAGGAGAAAAAGGACAAGAAAGAGAAAAAGAAGAAAGAAAAGAAGAAAUCUAACAGGCAGCUCCUCCUCAGAGUCUGAAGAUGAGGACGAAAAGAAGAGCAUGAAGAAGAAGCGCAAGAGAAAGAAGACAUCGGCCAGGAGACCGUCAGAGAGCUCAGAAGAAGAAUCCGAUGCUGAAAGCAAGAAAAGGAAAAGAAUGAAGGAAGAAGUGGACAAAGACAAGGAUGAGAAGGCUCGGAGGAAAAAAAGGAAGGCUGAAAGAAGUCAUAGAGAUUCAUCCUCAGAGUGGUCUGCUGACUCGGAUGAGGAAGAGAUGACUGAAGCCAAGAAGAAAAGGAGAAGUAGUGAGGAAAAGGAGAAAUUCGCAGACAAAUCCAAGAAGAAAAGGAAAAAGAAGCACAAGAAACACGGCAGAAAAAAGAAAAAGAAGACAGCGUCUCAGUCAGACUCAGAGCUCGACUAGGAACCGUAUUUUCGUGGUUCUCUCAUCCUCCUGACAGAUCACUAGUAGUGUCAUUUUUGCCUUUGACUACCAAAAACUUCUCCCAUCCAGCUUCGGUCAUCACACUUGAACAAGGAGACCUACAGACUUGCUGGAUUGCAGUGUGUGAAGUGAACAUGAGGGAGGCACCGUCCCUCUUAAAUGACAACUACCGGUACAUAUCUUUCGUUGCUAAUUUUUUUUUUAUCAUCAUGCUUUUUGUAGAUUAAAGUUCAUUAAGUUACACUCAGCAACAGGACUGAAGUGAUUUCUGCAUUUUCCCACCCUUUUUUUUUUUUUUUUUAAUUUUCGUCAUGGAGAUUUCAGAGUGCCUGGCACUCAGCACCACCUUCAGUAUGCUGGUCCUCUUUAGGAGCUGCUUCCUCUGCUUCAUACCCGACAUCCUCCAUUGCUACAUGAGGCUGAUAAGCUCGUGCCUGUGUCAUGCAUGUAGACUCGAGGACCUGAUGUCUCGCCAGCCUCAUAUUGAAGUUGGAUCUGUUAUAAGAAAUGUGAGCUACACAGUCGACGGUAAUACAAGGGAUAAUUGUUUUAUUAGAUGAGUUGUUACACUGCAGUGUAAAUGUAUAAACAAUGGAAUUCAUUAAUAAAGUAUUGUUUUAGCCUUU
Acanthochromis polyacanthus (spiny chromis) is the source of this 1527-nucleotide messenger RNA. RefSeq names its product family with sequence similarity 133 member B (gene fam133b). The coding region runs from base 122 to 880 and encodes 252 amino acids. The record is from RefSeq and is a predicted model, not a curated record. The transcript has 11 exons. Lineage: Eukaryota; Metazoa; Chordata; Actinopteri; Pomacentridae.